Molecule: messenger RNA, 2737 nt
Organism: Cyclopterus lumpus (lumpfish)
Lineage: Eukaryota; Metazoa; Chordata; Actinopteri; Perciformes; Cyclopteridae
Product: transcription factor 12-like
Exons: 13
Coding region: 140-1636 (498 amino acids)
Biological process (GO): regulation of transcription by RNA polymerase II
Cellular component (GO): transcription regulator complex
Molecular function (GO): protein dimerization activity; RNA polymerase II cis-regulatory region sequence-specific DNA binding; DNA-binding transcription factor activity, RNA polymerase II-specific
Source: RefSeq, a predicted model, not a curated record
GUCUGCGGGUAGCUCCAUGACCAGCAGGGGUAGGUUAGGGGAAGAAGUGCAUGUGGACGACAUUCUCAUGAGUAAAGAGGCGGACAGACGAGCUGCUUGUGGACCGUAUUGAGAGCCUUGCACUGAACCAGACGGAGUUAUGUACUGUGCGCAUCCUGUCGCCGCCACCGGCAACAACCCACUCAUGUAUUGCUACAACAUGAAACCGGUUUAUGGGCAGUCUCCCACUAAUGACGACAUCAACCAGAACUCAUCUUCACAUCCGUCCAGCAAGGCCCACAGCAAUGUGUUCGCAAGCACCUUCUUUGAGGGGAUGAGCAACUCGCCUGACAUCUGGAACGCUGUAAACGGGCUGAACCAGCAGGGCUAUGAAGGUGCAUUGGGAGCAGCCACAACCCACCAAACACAGCCGGGGAGCUACAGCAGCCUGCAGCCGCUGCAACACAGUCACUUGGACUACUCUCCCCAGUCAGUGAUGGCUGCUGACAUGAACAGGGGUCUCCCACCAAUGUCCACUUUUCACCGCAACAAUACAGCAUCACGCACCCCGUCUGUCAACACCUCAGAGAAUUCAACGGUCUCAGGGAACAAGGGACAUGUGUCAGCAGGGUCAGAGACGGGCGAUACCUUGGGCAAAGCUCUGGCCUCUAUUUAUUCCCCCGAUCACACCAGCAGCAGCUUCCCCUCCAGCUCGUCUACACCGGUGAGGUCUCCGUCCCCACAGCAGAACACAGCUGAACAUGCAGGUACCAACAUGUGGCCCCGGAGUUCAGUUCAGACACCAGUGUCACCGCACUAUGAGUCUUCACUGAUAUCAUUGUCUCAAGUGGAGGACCGACUGGACAGACUGGACGAUGUGAUCCACGUCCUGAGGAACCACGCUGUGGGUCCCACAGGCGGCCUGCCCUCUGACAUCCACGGCCUGCUGAAUCAGAACCUCCACGGCCACCUGGGAUCUGCCAGCUCUCUGCCGCUCAGUUGCCACACUUCAGCCAUGGUUGAAGCUGUCAACAUGAACAACAACCACUCAGCCUUCCAGAGUCGCACACAAAAUGGCCAUCCGUACCCAGCCAGGCAGAGGACUCCGCUUCAGUCCAUGCAAAGUGGAGGAGGUCUGGGAGUUCAGAAUAAUCUGGAGCUGAAGAUGGAAAGCGGGGAAAGGGAAGAGAUGAUGCACACCAGACACAGCUCUGACAGCCCGAGAUCAGAUGAUGAGAGUGAACUCAAAACACAAGGAGAAAACAGUGGAAAUAACAGUAUCCAUGAGGAUGGGGAUGAAGAUCUGAGUCCGGAGCAGAAGGCCGAGCGUGAGCGCGACAGGAGGAUGGCCAACAACGCCCGCGAACGUCUGCGUGUGCGGGACAUCAACGAGGCCUUCAAGGAGCUGGGUCACAUGUGUCAGCUGCACCUUAAGAGUGAGAAGCCACAGACCAAGCUGCUGGUGCUGCAUCAGGCCGUGUCGCUGAUCCUCAGCAUGGAACAACAAGUCAGAGAGAGGAACCUGAACCCGAAGGCAGCGUGUCUGCGGAGGAGAGAGGAAGAGAAGGCGUCUGCAGCCAUGAACGAUCCACAGUCCAUGCAUCUCGCUUUCAAUCCCAGCGUGACAGUCGCAGCGAACCCCAUGGGCCACCUCUGAAUAUCUGAUAAUAACUGCAUCAAAUCCAGUAAAUGUUGAGUGAAGAGCAUCCCAGGAAGCAUCCAGACGAUUUUUGGAGGUCCAGCAUUUCUUCUGAAUUUGAGCUUGGAGGUCGACCUCUCCGUUGAACAAUCAUCAGUCUAACUUUGUGCCUAAACUUUACUUAUAACAGACAAAUGCAUUGUAAGCUGCAGAUGUUUUGUACAUAUUUUGUAUAUUUAUCGAUUAUCUGUCUGUUUUGAAUAUAUCUGAAAGGAUUGAAACCCAGUAGUGACGAGGGGUCAUCUGCAGUUUUGAUUUUUGGCAGAGCCAGAUAACCUUCGGACUGACUUUUACAGUGUUUCACUAUUUACCACGUACACCGAGCUCAGAGGGCCGACAUUCCCACAUCUGUGUGUUCAGACAACGGAUUUCAUUUGUCCUGUGGUGUGUGUGUGUGUGUGUGUGUGUGUGUGUGUGUGUGUGUGUGUGUGAAAGAGAGAGAGUGUUUGUGUGUGUCUGUGUGUGUGUGCUUGUGUGUGUGAGUGUGUGUGUGUCUGUGUGUGUGUGUGUCUGAGUGUUGCAGGAGUUUGACCAUUCUAUGAAUGAACAGAUCUCAGAGAAUGUUGUGUUAACGCGUGGGCAUCAUCUGUUAUCUGUACAUUUGUUACAAAUGUGUGUUGUUAAAAGGAUUACACGUAAUGAUACACUGGUGGAGGGAAUCCCUCCUCUUCUCAGUGUAAUUAUUGCUCUUCAGACGUAGUCGAAGCUCUUUGCAUGUUUGAGUUUUUAAUAGAACAUUACAUUUUUUCUAAGUUAUGUAACUUAUCUUUUAUACAAAUAUUGUGAAUUUCAUAAUAUUCUCUAUUUACUUUUACACAGAAAAACCCUUUUUGUGCAGUUUUACUAGAUGUAGCCCACAUGUCAUGCUCUGAUGCUCUGAGCAAUACAGUAUUACAGAAUAAUUGAUGUCUUGUUUGCUUAUCAUUCUGCUGAACAGUUAAUAAAUAAUAAUCUGUAAUACUCCCAUCAUAACAUGUACAGUAUGUGUACAGUUUGAAGUAGCCUACAGGCAUGUGUCAAAAUGAUAAUGUAGCAAUAAAUGUCUUUUUUUUCCAAAUA